UGUUGCCGGUAGCCGGCGUCUCAGUCACUUCAUUUCCCGUUGUUGCGCAAAUACGUCCAUUUGAAACCCCUCGAAAUCAUUUUCCCAAUAUUUUUUGACAUUAUUUCUCCUCAAUUCAUAAGGAGAAACUCACCAUCUCUACACCAGCCUUCGAGGAAUAACCAAUUCAGAGUAAAAUCCAGGGAAAAUGGAUCGAGGAGGAGGUCGUGGUGCCCUAAUAGCGGCCCUGAAGAAGAAGGCACUGGUCCAAGGAGAGAGUGGAGAAUCUUCAGAAGCAUUGCCACCCCCAGUGAUGGAUCCAGCGCCAGUACCAGUGGUUGAGUCUCCAAUACCUCGGCCCUUACUCCCAACAAGAUCAAUUCGCCCAGUCACACAGCCUCCACCACUUCCAACGAGAUCAAAUUUUCCAGUCACACGGCCUCCACAACUGCCAACGAGAUCAGUCCCCUCAUUGCCCGCCAGACUUCCUACGCGAUCAGUCACUUCACUUCCCCCAAGGACUGAGGCCCCAAUCUUCCCCUCGAAGCUGCCUCCAAGCUCACCCUUCACUGGCAUUGCUCGAGGGAGAGUUAAUCUUCUGGAGACUACGACGAAACAAGCAUCUAUUCCCGAAUCACAUCCAAUUCCUGCUGUACCACCUGCAGCAGUACCACUUGCAGCAGUGCCACCUGCAGCAGUACCACCUGCAGUAGUACCACGAGUAGGCAUGGGCCGAGCAUCUCGUAUUUGUAAGCUCACAGAGCAGCGGACAUUACCUCCAUUCCCAGCAGAGCCCCUGCCGCCCCAUCCUGAAUCACCAAGUCCACCACCAGCUCGUCCUAUGCCAAGAGCCUCUGGAGACAACCUCGGUGUCACUGGGAGUCUCGCAGGUAUGGCCCUUGGCGAGCAGUCUGGAGGAUCUGGAAGUGAUCUGAGUGCCCCCAUCUCCAGAAUGGGCAGCAGUGGAGAGCCUGUCAACAUUAUGUCCAACUACCUGGGCCUCACGAACAAUCCAGACAAGGGAAUCUUCAGAUACGAAACAAGAUUUGAUCCCGAGACUGAUUCACCACGUGUCAGGAACGCUCUCCUCAAUCAGCAUCUGCAGUUGCUGGGCAAAUGCAAGAUAUUCGAUGGAGUCCUCCUCUACGUGCCCAAUAGACUAACCGAAGCGCAAACGACAUUGGAAUCAAUUCGUCAUGAUAAUGUUAGGGUGACAAUUACUCUAAUCUUUCAAAAGCACCAGAGGCCCUCGGAGUCUGUACAGUUUUACAACAUUUUGUUGGGCAAAGUGAUGAACUGCCUCAAGAUGGUUCGCAUCAAUCGUAGUAAUUUUAAUCCACGAUGUGCCCACAAAAUUGAACAGCAUAAGAUGGAACUCUGGCCAGGUUAUGUGACGGCUAUUGAGGAGGUCGAGGGUGGAUUGAAACUCAACAUUGACGCCUCUCACAGGGUCAUGAGAACCAAUACUGUGCGUGACUACAUGGGGGAACUGCUGAGGCAGAGUCAUAACAAAGGAAAUUUCAGAGCUGCUGCGACAGCGGAACUCCUAGGGAUGACGGUUCUCACUCGGUAUAAUAAUAAGACCUACAGGAUUGACGACAUCCACUGGGACAAGACUCCAGCCUUCACGUUUGAUUGCAAGGGAACAGAGACAUCUCUGGCCGAGUACUACAAGGCCCACUGGAGCAUGGAGAUUAUGGACAUGAAACAGCCCCUUAUCUACCACAAGGCCAAGAAGAAACUUCCUCAGGGGGGAACACAGGAGGAUGAAGUUCUGCUGAUACCCGAGCUGUGCUAUCUCACUGGUCUCACUGACAAAUUACGCAAUGACUUCAAGAUCAUGAGGGACUUGGCCACAAUAACCCAGGUUGUUCCUGAACAACGUCGAAACGUCAUCAGGAAAUUCAUUCAAGAUGUGAAAAAUACACCCAUUGCCAAUGAGUUGUUGCAAUACUGGGGGCUGCAGAUUGAGGAUGAUCUGACGAAAUUGAAGGGACGAGUGUUAUCACCUGAAAUAAUUCAUUUUGGUAACGGUUCUACGUUCAAGGUAAAUGAUAGGGCAGACUGGGGCAGACCAGCUACCACCAAUCCUCUUCUGAGGUCUGAUGGAAUGAAGAACUGGUUCAUCUGCUUCACUGAAAGGGAUCAGAGGGUUGCUGAUGAAUUCAUCAAGAUGUUGAAGAGAGUCGGGGGAACCAUGAAGAUGGACAUAGGCAAUCCUCAGAAAGUUGCUCUCAGGAAUGACACCACUCAGAGUUAUGUCCAGGAGAUCAGGAAGGCCAUUAACCCUGAGCUGGAGAUGAUUGUCGCGAUUGUGCCGACGGUCAGGCUUGAUAGGUAUUCUGCUAUUAAGAAGGUUUGCUGUGUGGAGUCUCCUAUCAGGUCACAGGUAAUUGUUACUAAGACCAUCUCCGACGAGCGGAAAAUCAAAGCAGUGGCUGAAAAAAUAGCAAUCCAAAUGAAUUGUAAGCUGGGUGGUGCCCCCUGGGCCCUCGUCAUGCCCUUCGAGGACGUCAUGCUAGUGGGCAUUGACGUUUAUCACCCUCCAGCUAAUCAACCUAAGACUGGAAGUGUCACUGGAUUUGUGGCAAGUCUUGACAAGGCCAUGACCACUUGGCACUCCAGCACUGCUAUUCAGGGGCCUCACCAGGAGGUCAUCGACAUACUUAAGGCUUGCAUUGUCUCCGCUCUGAAUGCCUACAGCAGGCGCCGUGGCACCUACCCGGACAGAAUCAUCGUUUAUCGUGAUGGGGUUGGAGAUGGACAGCUGAAUUUUAUCGCUGAGUACGAAAUUGGACAGCUCAAGGAUGCAUUUAAAUUGAUCGAUCCUUCAUACUCACCUAAAUUGACUGUCAUUAUUGUCCAAAAGAGGAUCAACACGAGAGUCAUGAUGUUGAAAGGGAAUAACCUGCAGAACCCAGUGCCCGGUACGAUUGUCGACUCAGUGGUGACUCGAAGGAACUGGUAUGACUUUUUCCUGGUGCCACAGACAGCCAAACAGGGCACAGUUACACCAACACACUACAUCGUUCUUCUCGACGAAGCAGGAUUUAAAACUGACCAUCUCCAGAGGCUCUCCUAUAAACUAUGUCACCUCUACUACAACUGGCCAGGUACUAUCAGAGUACCUGCACCCUGUCAGUAUGCUCACAAGCUAGCGUAUCUUGUGGGUCAGAACAUUCAGGCACGACCCAGUGAUCUCCUGUCCGAAUGCCUCUAUUAUCUUUAGAAGAAAUUUUAUUAUUCGAGACUUAGAAACGUACUAAGGCCCUUGACUGGGUCUUACCGAGUCCCAAAGUUAUAUGACAAAGAUUAGUCGUUAAUUUUUUUUUUACUUUAUUUUUCAUUUCGAAGGAAUUCGAAUUUCAUUUUUUUUUCACCAAUGGAGAAACGAAGUGGUCUAAUGAGCUGAGAACAGUUUUUCUACUCAUUUCAUUUUCUCGAUUAUUUUCAAUAAAAAUAUUUAUCAAGGCUUGGCAUAUUCAUCUGCAGUCAAUUAAUUUAGGUUGAACGGUUCAUUGAUCAUAUUGUCCUAUCAAACAUUCCAAACGAAUUAUAGUAAUAAUUUCAUUCAAUUGCGUUGAUUGAUUCUCUAAUUGAUUUUUUUUCAUUUACUUUCGAUUUUCAUUUAAUUCUUACGAUUUUAUAUCGUAGAAAGACUCUGUUAACCUAGUGAUUGUUUGGACAACAGCGUCACAAUGGUAAUAAGUAUUCAACAAUUGUGAUUCAAGUGUCUUUGAGACUAAAGUAUAAAAUAAUAUACUUCUACCUCCUGGGAGAAUAUCCCAUCAAACGAAAAGGGAAAAUAUUCCUUUUUCGAGUAGCGUGAUAAAAAAAGUAUUGAAAUUGUUCAGAGUUUAACGAUUUCAUCGUAUUAAGAGAUAGAGCACAAUAAAUACGAGAGUACUUAUUUUUUAUAACAAUGUUGUGAGUUGAAUGAGGAAGGAUUGAUCUUGGAGUUGUAUUAUUUUAUAUCAACAAAAUUAGUCACAGUUGGGGAUUCGGGGGAGGAAUGUCUUCGCAUGGAUAAUUGUAUGCACAACCAGACGUUAACUAUUAAAAGCCAUAGGUACUUUUCUUGCCAAAAAAAUUCAGAUGAGGACUGUGAAGAUAUUUAUUGACAGUUGUUCAUAUAUAGCGAAUAAUUUGUUCCUUCAAGUUCAUCGAAUUUUUCUAUACCUUGACCCACAAAAAUCUAUACUUUCCUCAGCAACUCCAUGAGUUAAUUUUAUUGCAACGUUAAUAUGAUGAAAAAAAGGGUAUUGUUGAACGCCAAAAAUGUACGAUUAGGACUUUGAAAUAAAAGAUAGAGAAGAACAGCA
This is a messenger RNA of Diachasmimorpha longicaudata, 4301 nucleotides long. RefSeq names its product Argonaute 3 (gene Ago3). Lineage: Eukaryota; Metazoa; Arthropoda; Insecta; Hymenoptera; Braconidae. Gene Ontology annotation, molecular function: RNA endonuclease activity; protein binding; piRNA binding. The transcript has 4 exons. The record is from RefSeq and is a predicted model, not a curated record. Gene Ontology annotation, cellular component: P granule. The coding region runs from base 188 to 3208 and encodes 1006 amino acids. Gene Ontology annotation, biological process: regulatory ncRNA-mediated gene silencing.